GUGCAACAAGUGAUUUUGUGUGGUGGUUGUGUUGAUGACCUAUUGCGGUCAAAUUACGUAGUUUUGUGGCAACAAAAAUGUACAUUUACGAGCUACCUUUCGAGAUUAAUAAGGAACUAUGCAGACUCCUCGACAUAGAAGACUAUUGGAAGGAGUUAGCAGGCAAUUGGAUGCAAUAUUCAGCGUUUGAAGUAAACGACAUAGAACAAACAGCAAGACGCCAGGCUAUAUCACCAACUAACCAGCUAUUCACAAGAUGGGGUCAGCUGAACCAUAGAGUAGAAGAACUUUUUAUUUUACUAUACAAAAUGAAGCACAUGCCAGCGUUAAUCUGCCUGAAGCCGGUUGUUAACAGUGACUUCCAUAAAUUAUUAAGUAAACAUAUAAACUCUAACAGUGCGAGGGAAAGGAAAACUGCUGUUAUUCAUGAUAGUUCAUAUAAGAAGAGUUCACAAAAGAGUGAUGGCAACUUUGGUUCAAUUCCUCUGCCUGUCAUGUUGAUUGAAAAGGGUGUCCAUCUACCAACAACGAGCAGGAUACAAAAUGGGAACUCACCGUCGCCAAACUACGAAACAAGCACGGACAUAAGCAAGACAUCAUCAACGCAAGGCGAGAAAGGCAAUGAAGAUGAUGAGAUCAUGCGCAACGUGUCUGCUGUACCAAGGAUCAGUUAUGAAGAGUUGAAGGAGGCCACCGGCAACUGGUCUGAUAGUAACCUGUUGGGGAGGGGCGGGUUUGGACAGGUUUUUAAAGGUGAAUGGAAGCAUCUUACAGUAGCAGUAAAACGUCUUCGCGACAAUAACGACCGAAACAAAGAACUGAUUCGCGAGAUGUGCCUCAACCAGUACCGGCACGACAACAUACUGCCGCUCUACGGGUACUCGCUCGGAGGUCCAGAAGCAUGCUUAGUAUACCAAUUAAUGGCUGGCGGUUCGUUAGAACAAAGACUAAGGGGCAAAACUCAUCACCCGCCGUUAUCGUGGUCUCAAAGAUAUAACAUAGUUCAUGGUGUUGCUAGAGGACUAACAUUCCUACACACGAUGGCCGGAACUCCACUAAUACAUGGGGAUAUAAAACCAGCGAACAUACUCCUGGAUACAUGCCUCAUGCCCAGGAUUGGAGACUUUGGGCUGGCCAGGAAGGGACCUUAUGGGGAUGAGCGGUCUGAUGUUAAGGUUUCCAAAGUAUACGGCACUAAGCCCUACCUCCCCGACGAGUACCUCCGCGCCCGCUCGCUCUCCCCCGCCGUCGACGUGUUCAGCUACGGCGUCGUCAUGCUGGAGGUGGCCACUGCCCUGCCCGCCAUCGACAAGGCAAGACCCGAGCAUCUGCUCAGCAUGUACAUGCAUCAGCUGUACAACCAGGGCUUGGAUAUGGCGACCCUAGAAGACCCAGUACUCCGCGGUUCCGUCCACGCGAGCCCCGCAAUGUGCCGCGCCUUCGUCGCCAUCGGCUUACACUGCACCAAGUUCCUGCGACAACAGAGACCUACCAUGUUGGAUGUGUACAAGAAACUUAAAGAAAUGGAAGUGCCUAAUAAUAAUAAUUUUACCUGAGGUUUGAUUGUUGGGGUGGAGUGUUAACAUUAUUUAAAAAAAUAUGCUGAACAAUAUGAAAUAAUCAAUAAUGUACCAAAACUGUAAGGUGAUCGCGAUACAUCAUUUUUAUUGGGUUAACAUUACAGAUCAUUGUUAUGAAGAUUUAACUGUCAAAUCGUCUAAAAAAUAGGUCCAUUCUUAAAUGGGAACUAAAAUGUCGGAAAGUGUUUUGUAAAAAAAUCUUGUUUGUCCUCCAUUCGUCAUUUACUCUGUGGCAUUUUCCAUGUAGAUUAUAUAUUUCUGUCAUAUGUACAGAGGCCAGCACAUCAAUCAAGCUACUGCAAUUUGAAAGAUAUUUUUAAUAGAAUUUCAACUUAAGCUCUGUAGUACCUAUAAGGUUCAAUAUUAAUUGGGAUUUCACAGAUUUGUAGCUUGAUGUUCUAGCGUCUGUACUUUAAAUUAUGUCUUCCAGUCAAAUCCAUGUAGGUGUAAAUGGAAAUGUAAGUAUUGUCAUUUUAAGUGCCUGGUUUGUAGUGUACAGUAUUAUGGUAAAUGAGAAUUUUUAAAGGGAUGCGCCAAAUAACUUUGCAUUUCUGAAACUAGCCGUAUAAUCAAUCUUGGCUUGUCCGAAGUUGGCAACUAUUGACCUCACGAUACUCAAAUAAAUAUGAACAAAACUUUAAUCUGUGAGUGUAAUUCAGAUAUCCAAAGUUAUUUGCCGCUGACUGUACUUAUGUUAAAAUUCGUGCCAAUAUAGCUAUAUUUAAAUUAAUUAUAGUAUGUCUUUAAUUUUGUUAAUUUAAUUUGAACUUGACGAACUUCCAUGCAUAAAAAAAAAUUUCUAUGUGAAUAGAGCUUGUCUUCUUUGCUCAACUUUUUUCUAUUUAUUGUAAACUUAAAUUUCGUUUUGACCGUCCUUUCUGCUUGAUUUUUGAUUCGAUAAAAUCAUGUUCUUAGCAAUAUGGAAUUUUAAAAUUACUUACUUACAUUUAUCUUCUCUCCCUUUCUUACGUUAUAUUUUAUAUCAAGCAAGUAAGCAUUCAAGUUUAUAGUGAAGUUUGUAAAAUAAUAAUAGUUAUGUAGGAUUUUAGGAUUUUUUAUGAUGUUAUGGGAAAUACCAAUUGAUGGUAUUACGCUAUGAUUUGUAAAGGUUCUGUUAUGGUGUCAAAUACUCCAUUAAGUUAGAUUUUGUACGGUAUGAAGAAAAAUAUUAAGAAAGUUAUGUAGGUACAGCACAAAUAAAUGCAUAAAUAUAUUUUUAUACGUUUUUGUAUAACUUAAACAUUAAGAAUUACCUAUGUAUUGAAUGUGUAUUUUUUCAUUUUUAAGUUAAUUAUUUUUUGUUUAAUUGAUGUUGUUUUUGCGAAUUCAUGAAUUGUUAAUAAUUCAAAUGACAUGACUGAAACAUUAAUGUAAAAAAAAAAAAUAUUAAUAAUAUUUUUUUUUAAGAUUUUUGUGUUUUUUUUUUGUAGUUAAUAGGUCAUUCUCUCGUUGUCAACGUUACAUAUCUACUUGUACAUUUUAUUUAUUAACGAUAAUAAUGCCUUAAUUAAGUGUAAGAUCUCAUAAUAUUUAUGAAAUUAAUCUGCAUUUUAAUUAUUGGUUGAAUGUGUUAAUCAAUAAACGAGUGUUAUUUUCUAA
This is a messenger RNA of Helicoverpa zea (corn earworm), 3179 nucleotides long. RefSeq names its product serine/threonine-protein kinase pelle (gene pll). The transcript is spliced from 11 exons. The coding region runs from base 78 to 1556 and encodes 492 amino acids. Gene Ontology annotation, biological process: protein phosphorylation; signal transduction. Lineage: Eukaryota; Metazoa; Arthropoda; Insecta; Lepidoptera; Noctuidae. Gene Ontology annotation, molecular function: protein kinase activity; protein binding; ATP binding. The record is from RefSeq and is a predicted model, not a curated record.